Lotus japonicus is the source of this 1703-nucleotide messenger RNA. RefSeq names its product ERBB-3 BINDING PROTEIN 1. The record is from RefSeq and is a predicted model, not a curated record. The transcript has 10 exons. Bases 272 to 1444 code for a protein of 390 amino acids. NCBI's taxonomy places the organism in Eukaryota, Viridiplantae, Streptophyta, Magnoliopsida, Fabales, Fabaceae.
AGAAAGCAAAAACCCUACAACCCAGAAAAGUCCUAUAUAAACUGAUAACCCUAAUUAGCGCCACCGCUACUGAGCAACACCAGCACCGUUUUUACACUCUCUGUUGUUGCAACUUUCCCCUUAACCUUCUCAUUCAUUCACUGAUUCUUCCGCACUCAAUCGAACCUUGCAAGGUGAGCAACGCCUGUAGAAGAUUCAGCUCCUCAAAGCUCUAUACAAGCUUCAUUUUUCCGAAUCAGAAGUCACAGGGGGUUCAUUUGGCGGAGCUACCAUGUCGGACGAUGAAAGGGAGGAGAAGGAGUUGGAUCUUACCUCUCCUGAAGUUGUCACUAAAUACAAGAGCGCCGCAGAGAUUGUUAACAAGGCUUUGCAGUUAGUUAUUUCGGAAUGUAAACCGAAGGCCAAGGUUGUGGACAUUUGCGAGAAAGGGGAUUCAUAUAUUAGAGAGCAAACUGGUAACAUGUACAAGAAUGUGAAGAAGAAGAUUGAGAGAGGUGUUGCCUUUCCAACAUGCUUAUCUAUCAACAACACUGUUUGUCACUUCUCUCCGCUCGCCAGUGAUGAAACAGUGUUGGAAGAAGGUGAUCUGCUGAAAAUUGAUAUGGCUUGUCAUAUUGAUGGGUUCAUUGCGGCUGUGGCUCACACUCACCUUGUUCAAGAAGGGCCAGUUACAGGACGGGCAGCUGAUGUCAUUGCGGCAGCAAACACUGCUGCUGAAGUGGCCUUGAGGCUUGUAAGGCCAGGAAAGAAUAACAAAGAUGUAACUGAUGCAAUUCAGAAGGUUGCUGCUGCCUAUGAUUCUAAGAUUGUUGAGGGUGUUCUUAGCCACCAAAUGAAGCAGUUUGUGAUUGAUGGGAAUAAGGUUGUGCUAAGUGCAUCUAAUCCAGACACGAGGGUUGAUGAUGCCGAGUUUGAGGAGAAUGAAGUUUAUGCAAUUGAUAUUGUAGCAAGCACUGGGGAAGGCAAGCCUAAGCUGUUGGAUGAGAAGCAGACUACUAUUUAUAAGAGGGCUGUUGACAAGAGCUAUCACUUGAAGAUGAAAGCAUCUAGGUUCAUUUUCAGCGAAAUAAACCAGAAGUUCCCUAUUAUGCCAUUUUCUGCUAGGGCUUUGGAAGAGAAGAGAGCUCGUCUGGGUUUGGUCGAAUGUGUGAAUCAUGAGCUCCUACAGCCUUAUCCUGUUCUGCAUGAAAAGCCUGGUGAUUACGUUGCACACAUCAAAUUCACGGUCUUGCUAAUGCCAAAUGGAUCAGAUCGUAUCACAUCACAUCCACUCCAGGAAUUGCAGCCUACAAAAACAGUUGAAGAUCCUGAGAUUAAGGCCUGGCUAGCACUGGGCACAAAGACGAAGAAGAAAGGUGGUGGAAAGAAGAAGAAAGGUAAGAAGGGGGCUGAAGCUGAGCCUGUGGAGUCAACAAAUGGUGCAACUCCACAAGAGCAAGAUUGAGUGUCCCUAAAAAUCUUUGAUUUCUCUUUUGGUCCCUUUCAAUUUUGGUACAUUUUUCACCUAGUUGUUGUAUCUGUUUGGAUGUGAAUUAACUAUACCAUUUGGAAGUCCAAUGUUAAUAGGAAUCUCCAUCUGCCGAUUACAAUGAUACUUGACCUGAAUGCUGCAGGCCUGAUUAAUCAUGAAUCACAAGGUGCCUGUUUUGUUGAGGGAUUUAUUUAAAAGGAAAAAAAAAAUCAAAUUUUAGAACUUUAUUUUA